Messenger RNA from Neodiprion fabricii, 658 nucleotides. It is a transcript of the gene SkpA, whose product is annotated as S-phase kinase-associated protein 1. Gene Ontology annotation, molecular function: cullin family protein binding. Gene Ontology annotation, biological process: SCF-dependent proteasomal ubiquitin-dependent protein catabolic process. Gene Ontology annotation, cellular component: nucleus; cytoplasm. The record is from RefSeq and is a predicted model, not a curated record. Lineage: Eukaryota; Metazoa; Arthropoda; Insecta; Hymenoptera; Diprionidae. The transcript has 3 exons. The coding region runs from base 151 to 639 and encodes 162 amino acids.
GAUGAUCAGAGAGAGAUCGCAGGGUGAGCAGAAAGCGAAAAAGAGGGAGGUAGAAACUAAAGACUAGAGAGUGUACUAGAGAGCCUGGCAACGUUACGCUGUGAUUCAUUAUCGGUUUCACACAACGGAGAAUUGGAAGCAACUUGAAAGAUGCCGAACAUAAAGCUGCAGAGUUCGGAUGGCGAAGUAUUCGACGUGGAUGUUGAAAUUGCGAAAUGUUCAGUCACGAUAAAAACCAUGCUGGAGGACUUGGGAAUGGAUGAAGAUGAAGAUGAAAUUGUUCCUCUACCAAAUGUUAACUCUGCUAUCCUGAGAAAGGUCAUUCAAUGGGCCACGUAUCACAAAGAUGAUCCACCACCACCUGAAGAUGAUGAAAACAAGGAGAAGCGAACUGACGACAUCAGCUCUUGGGAUGCUGAUUUUUUGAAGGUUGAUCAAGGAACCUUAUUCGAACUGAUUUUGGCAGCAAAUUACUUGGACAUCAAAGGACUUCUAGAUGUAACGUGCAAGACUGUGGCAAACAUGAUAAAGGGAAAAACACCAGAAGAAAUCCGUAAGACGUUCAAUAUAAAGAACGAUUUUACAGCUUCAGAAGAGGAGCAGGUUCGCAAGGAGAAUGAAUGGUGCGAAGAGAAGUAGAAAGAAUCUGAGGAGGGAC